AGGCAGACCAUGACAAAGUUCUGUCAGGAGCAUUUGGCUCCAAAGGCCCAACAAAUUGAUCAGGAGAAUGAAUUCAAAGACAUGCGGGCAUUUUGGAAGAAACUUGGGGAACUGGGAGUUUUGGGGAUCACAGCUCCUGCAAAAUACGGUGGCUCUGCUAUGGGGUAUCUGGACCACGUGCUGGUGAUGGAGGAGGUUUCUCGUGCGUCAGCAGCUGUUGGACUCAGUUACGGUGCCCACUCCAACCUUUGCAUUAACCAGCUGGUGCGAAAUGGCAAUGAAGCACAGAAAGAGCAGUACUUACCCAAGCUGAUCAGUGGGGAGCACAUUGGAGCAUUAGCCAUGAGUGAGCCCAAUUCUGGAUCGGAUGUUGUCUCCAUGAGGCUGAAGGCAGAUAAAAAAGGGGACUACUUUGUUUUGAAUGGGAACAAAUUUUGGAUCACCAAUGGACCGGAUGCAGACGUGCUCAUUGUUUAUGCUAAAACUGACCUUAAUGCUGUCCCAGCCUCCCGAGGUAUAACUGCAUUCAUUGUGGAGAAGGGAAUGCCAGGUUUCAGCACAUCCCAGAAGCUUGAUAAGUUGGGCAUGAGAGGGUCUAACACUUGUGAACUGAUCUUUGAAGACUGCAAGAUCCCGGCUAAAAACGUCUUGGGGCAGCUGAGCAAAGGAGUCUACGUUCUGAUGAGUGGCUUGGACCUGGAGAGGCUUGUGCUGUCUGGUGGGCCACUAGGGCUCAUGCAAGCUGUUCUUGAUCAUGCAUUUCCAUACCUCCAUGUGAGAGAAGCAUUUGGACAGAAAAUUGGCCACUUCCAGCUCAUGCAGGGCAAGAUGGCAGACAUGUACACCCGGCUCAUGGCGUGUCGGCAGUACGUCUACAACGUGGCCAAGGCCUGCGACCGAGGCCACUUCAACGCCAAGGACUGUGCCGGGGUGAUUCUCUACUCAGCAGAAUGUGCUACCCAGGUGGCUCUGGAUGGGAUUCAGUGUCUUGGUGGGAACGGCUACAUCAAUGACUACCCCAUGGGGCGAUUCCUGCGUGAUGCCAAGCUCUACGAGAUUGGGGCAGGCACCAGUGAAGUGCGCAGGCUCAUCAUCGGACGGGCAUUUAAUGCUGCUUUUAAGUAACACGAACCACUGGAUGGAGGG
Tinamus guttatus (white-throated tinamou) is the source of this 1146-nucleotide messenger RNA. The record is from RefSeq and is a predicted model, not a curated record. Lineage: Eukaryota; Metazoa; Chordata; Aves; Tinamiformes; Tinamidae.